Manis pentadactyla (Chinese pangolin) is the source of this 740-nucleotide messenger RNA. Its product is annotated as cytochrome c oxidase subunit 5A, mitochondrial. The coding region runs from base 112 to 564 and encodes 150 amino acids. NCBI's taxonomy places the organism in Eukaryota, Metazoa, Chordata, Mammalia, Pholidota, Manidae. Gene Ontology annotation, biological process: mitochondrial electron transport, cytochrome c to oxygen. Gene Ontology annotation, cellular component: mitochondrial inner membrane. The transcript is spliced from 5 exons. The record is from RefSeq and is a predicted model, not a curated record.
ACCGCCCGCCGUGCGUCGGUGCGUGUGUCCGGCCCCCUGGAGUUCCAGGGCUGUCCGCGAGCUCAUACCCGGCAGCUCCUCAGCCUCAUUCCGCGCGCCGCCAUCGCCGUCAUGCUAGGCGCCGCUCUCCGCCGCUGCGCUGUGGCAGCAGCCACCCGGGGCAGCCCUCGAGGCCUCCUACACCCCCAUUCAGCCCCCGGCCCCGCCGUCGCUAUCCAGUCAGUUCGCUGCUACUCCCAUGGUUCCCAUGAAACGGAUGAGGAGUUUGAUGCUCGCUGGGUGACAUACUUCAACAAGCCAGAUAUCGAUGCCUGGGAAUUGCGUAAAGGGAUGAAUACACUUGUUGGCUAUGAUCUGGUUCCCGAACCCAAAAUCAUUGAUGCUGCUUUGAGGGCAUGCAGACGGUUAAAUGAUUUUGCUAGUGCAGUUCGCAUCUUAGAGGUUGUUAAGGACAAAGCAGGACCUCAUAAGGAAAUCUACCCCUACGUCAUUCAGGAACUUAGACCAACUUUAAAUGAACUGGGAAUCUCCACUCCAGAGGAACUAGGACUUGACAAAGUGUAAAUCCCAUGGAUGGGCUUCCCAAGGAUUUAUUGACAAUGCUACUUGAUUGUAAACAAUCACCUGGAAAUACUGAUGAUAACAUAUUACCUUAUUUGAACAAGUUUUCCUUUAUUGAGUACCAAACCGUGUAAUGGUAACUUGGACUUCAAUAAAAGGGAAAUCAGUUUGAACUGAAA